AUGCCCACGCGAAUCCUCAUCGUCGGCGCAGGCGCCAUAGGAGCCUUCUACGGCUCCCGCCUCUCCCUCGCAACCAACACCCUCGUCUCAGCCCUCUGCCGCUCCAACUUCCGCGCCGUGCAGGCCAAUGGCUUCAAAGUGACAUCGCCGACCUACGGCGAGCAAGUCUUCAAGCCCGAGUACGUCUUCAGCUCACCGGACGACGCGCGCAAAGCGGGCAUUAAAUGGGACUAUCUCCUCGUCGCGACGAAAGCUCUCCCGGACGUGAGCGACGAUAGUGCGCUUCUCGAGGGCCUGGUCAGCGAGGGGACGAGCAUCGUGCUGGUGCAAAACGGACUCGGCGUGGAGGAGCCCUACGCGAAGCGGUUCCCGCACGCGGCAGUGUUGAGCGCCGUCACCAUCGCCAGUGCGGCGCAGCCGAGCCAUGGGGUCAUCACACAUAAUCGCUGGACGAGGAUAUCGAUCGGGCCGUACUUGCCGCAUUUGGAUCGAGGGGGCGAGGGGGCGAAGGCUGGGGAUCGGGGGGUUGUUGAGAGGAAUGAGAAGCUUGUGGGGUUGUUGCGCGAGGUGGGGAUUAAGGACGCGGAGACGUAUGAUCAUGCUGGGUUGCAGUUUGUGCGGUGGCAUAAGAUUGCCAUCAACGCCGCGAUGAACCCCAGCUCAGUCCUCUCAGGAGGCUCAGGGAACCAAGAAAUGUCGCUCGACGCGGAGCUCUCGCGACAUCUCGCAGGCGUGAUGAAGGAGGUUUUGGAAACCGCCCCUAGAGUCCUGGGCAAACCACUGCCCCCGAAACUCGCGACGGCCGAACAGAUCCUCAAUUCGACGAGGCGGAAUUCCAGCGGGAGCAAGCCAAGUAUGUGGUUGGAUUGGGAGAAGGGGGCGAGGAUGGAGUUGGAGGUGAUUUUGGGGAAUCCGAUUCGGAUUGCGAGGGAGAAGGGGUUGGAGAUGCCUAGGUUGCAGACUAUGUAUGCGCUUCUGAAGGCGGCGCAGGAGAAUCGGGAGAAGAAUGUGAAGGGGAGUCGGCUUUGA
This is a messenger RNA of Zasmidium cellare ATCC 36951, 1029 nucleotides long. RefSeq lists its product as uncharacterized. Gene Ontology annotation, molecular function: 2-dehydropantoate 2-reductase activity. Gene Ontology annotation, cellular component: cytoplasm. The transcript has a single exon. Lineage: Eukaryota; Fungi; Ascomycota; Dothideomycetes; Mycosphaerellales; Mycosphaerellaceae. The record is from RefSeq and is a predicted model, not a curated record. Bases 1 to 1029 code for a protein of 342 amino acids. Gene Ontology annotation, biological process: pantothenate biosynthetic process.